Oncorhynchus nerka (sockeye salmon) is the source of this 5995-nucleotide messenger RNA. Its product is annotated as ribosomal protein S6 kinase 2 alpha-like. Bases 552 to 2816 code for a protein of 754 amino acids. Lineage: Eukaryota; Metazoa; Chordata; Actinopteri; Salmoniformes; Salmonidae. Gene Ontology annotation, biological process: peptidyl-serine phosphorylation; intracellular signal transduction; positive regulation of DNA-templated transcription. The record is from RefSeq and is a predicted model, not a curated record. The transcript has 23 exons. Gene Ontology annotation, molecular function: ATP binding; magnesium ion binding; protein serine/threonine kinase activity.
CUGCCAAUAACAGUUCGAGUUGCGCUCAGCUUCAACGCUACAUUCUGGAGGCAGUACAGAACGAAGUCCCCAUUCCGAGUAAUCUCUCAUAAUUACAGAGAAGAAGAUAAGCUGUAUGCCUAUAAUAUAAUAGGCUGCGUCGUCGAUUAAUUAGGUUACAUGGACUCAAGAGAAAGCUAAUUAUUUUGGCGAAUGAAUAUAAUUGCAUAGCCUAAUUAACGGCUUGGAAACUCAGUCGGCUCUUCACUACAAAUCUGACCUAGGCUACCUGUGUAGAGGGGUCUGAUUUGACUCAUAUCCUGGAAUUGGUAUCAUCAAUAGUUUUCUCGUGUGCUUUUCAUUCCGGUUUAUAUUUGUUUGUAGCAAACGGCUCCCGAGUGCGACUGGAAUACGCGUCUGCACCGGGGAUUGAAUUGAUACAUCAUAACCGACCGGAAUUCAGAUUGUGAAUAAACAAGACAUUGUCCAGGGUAACGUAACCUCACUCUACAAUCCAUCUGGGCAAAUUGAACGUGUAUUUCGGUAGCAGAGAGCGAUACUAAACCAGCAUAAUGCCUCUUGCACAUCUCGCGGAGCCCUGGCCCCAAAUGGAACUAGUUACACUGGACUCAGAGAAUGGGCAAAGCGUCACUGAGGAUGGGGUCCCACCUGCUGGUCACAAGGACAGGUCCCAUAUUACCUGGGUAGAGAAGGACUUUGCCAAUAUUACUGCCAAGGACAAUGAUGUCAUCAAGGAGAUCAACAUCACCAACGUGGUCAAGGAAGGCUCAGAGAAAGCCGACGCCCGCCAGUUUGAGCUGCUUAAAGUGCUGGGCCAGGGCUCCUUUGGCAAGGUGUUCUUGGUGCGGAAGGUGACGCCUCCCGACGACAACGAGCUGUAUGCUAUGAAGGUCCUGAGAAAAGCCACCCUCAAAGUGAGAGACCGGGUGAGGACCAAGAUGGAGAGAGAUAUCCUGGCAGACGUCAACCACCCCUUCGUGGUCAAACUCCACUAUGCAUUUCAGACAGAAGGAAAGCUCUACCUGAUCCUGGACUUUCUGAGAGGAGGAGAUCUCUUCACCAGACUGUCUAAAGAGGUGAUGUUCACAGAGGAGGAUGUGAAGUUCUACCUCGCAGAGUUGGCUCUGGGCCUGGACCACCUGCAUAGCCUGGGCAUCAUCUACAGAGACCUCAAACCUGAGAACAUUCUACUGGAUGAAGAGGGCCAUAUAAAACUCACAGAUUUUGGCUUGUGUAAGGAGGCUGUUGACCAAGAGAAGAAGGCCUACUCCUUCUGUGGUACGGUGGAAUACAUGGCGCCAGAGGUGGUGAACAGGCAGGGCCACGUACAGAGCGCCGACUGGUGGUCGUUUGGGGUACUGAUGUUUGAGAUGCUGACCGGAUCGCUUCCGUUCCAAGGGAAGGACCGCAAAGAGACCAUGAACCUCAUCCUCAAGGCCAGAUUGGGAAUGCCCCAAUUCCUCAGUACAGAGGCCCAGAGUCUCCUCCGAGCUCUGUUCAAGAGGAACCCCAUCAACAGAAUGGGGUCCGGGACGGAUGGUGCAGAGGAGAUCAAACGCCACACGUUCUUCUCCACCAUCGACUGGAACAAACUGUUCCGGCGAGAGAUCCCACCCCCGUUCAAGCCGGCGGUGGCCCGACCAGACGACACCUUCUACUUCGACUCGGAGUUCACCUCCCGCACACCCAAAGACUCCCCAGGUGUUCCACCCAGUGCCGGAGCCCACCAGCUCUUCCGGGGCUUCAGCUUCGUCGCCCCGGCCAUGCUGGAUGAGGAGGGGGCCAAGGAACCGGCCAAGCCCACACCACACCCAGUGGUCCAGCAACUCCAUGGAAAGAACGUGUUGUUCAGCGAUGGCUACAUGUUGAAGGAGGACAUCGGCAUGGGCUCUUUCUCCGUUUGCAAGCGCUGUAUCCACAAAGCCACCAACACCGAGUACGCCGCCAAGGUGAUUGACAAGACCAUGACAGACCCCUCAGAGGAGAUUGAGAUCCUGUUGAGAUACGGCCAGCACCCCAACAUCAUCACCCUGAAAGACGUGUAUGACAAUGGGAAGCAGGUGUAUCUGGUGACAGAGCUGAUGAGAGGUGGGGAGCUGCUGGACCGGAUCCUCAAACAGAAGAUCUUCUCCGAGCGAGAAGCCAGCUCCGUGCUCCACACCAUCACUAAGACUGUAGAAUACCUCCACGCACAGGGGGUUGUCCACAGGGAUCUAAAGCCCAGUAACAUCCUUUAUGUAGAUGAGUCGGGGAACUCUGAGUCUAUCCGGAUCUGUGACUUUGGUUUUGCCAAGCAGCUGAGAGCUGACAACGGCCUGCUCAUGACUCCAUGCUACACCGCUAACUUUGUAGCCCCGGAGGUGUUAAAGCGUCAGGGCUAUGACGAGGGCUGUGACAUAUGGAGUCUGGGAGUGUUGUUGUACACCAUGCUGGCUGGCUUCACGCCAUUUGCCAACGGGCCCGAGGACACUCCAGAUGAGAUCCUGAGCAGGAUAGGCAGCGGUCACUUCACCCUGACUGGAGGCAACUGGGAUGCCGUGUCGGAAGCAGCGAAGGACCUGGUGUCUAAGAUGCUUCAUGUGGACCCUCACCAGCGGCUGACCGCAAUGCAGGUCCUCAAGCACCCCUGGAUUGUCCAGAGGGACAAGCUAUCCAACAGCCAGCUGCAGCACCAGGAUGCCAAGCUAGUCAAGGGGGCGAUGGCUGCCACCUACUCUGCCUUGAAGAGCUCCCAUCCCACCCCGGAGCUCAAGCCCAUUGAGUCGUCCUUCCUGGCCCAGCGACGUGUCAAGAAGCUCCCCUCCACCUCUCUGUAGAUCCACCAGAGAGAGAACCAUGAACACCCUCAGACUCUAGCUAGAACAUCAGCCAGUACAGGAACAUGUCACAGGACUGAAGAGACCGGUAGAUCCCCUCUAUCUAACCAGCUAAGGACCACUGACUACUCUACUGCUGUCUCCUUCCCUGGCAGUGAUAUCAAUACUCUGCUGCAGUCUCCUACCCUGCCAACGAUAUAACUACUCUGCUGUAGUCCCUUCCCCUGCCAAUGAUAUCGCUACUCUGCUGCAGUCUCCUCCCCUGCCAACUAUAUCUCUACUCUGCUGUAGUCCCCUGCCAACGAUAUCUCUACUCUGCUGUAGUCCCCUGACAGUGAUAUCACUACUCUGCUGUAGUCCCCUGACAGUGAUAUCACUACCCCUGCUGUAGUCCCCUGACAGUGAUAUCACUACUCUGCUGUAGUCCCCUGCCCUGCCAACGAUAUCACUACUCUGCUCUAGUUCCCUGCCAACAAUAUCACUACUCUGCUGUAGUCCCCUGCCAGUGAUAUCACUACUCUGCUGUAGUCCCCUGACAGUGAUAUCACUACUCUGCUGUAGUCCCCUGCCAGUGAUAUCACUACUCUGCUGUAGUCCCCUGCCAGUGAUAUCACUACUCUGCUGUAGUCCCCUGCCAGUGAUAUCGCUACUCUGCUGUAGUCCCCUGACAGUGAUAUCACUACUCUGCUGUAGUCCCCUGUCAGUGAUAUCACUACUCUGCUGUAGUUCCCUGCCCUGCCAGUGAUAUCACUACUCUGCUGUAGUCCCCUUCCAGUGAUAUCACUACUCUGCUGUAGUCCCCUGCCAGUGAUAUCACUACUCUGCUGUAGUCCCCUGCCAGUGAUAUCACUACUCUGCUGUAGUCCCCUGCCAACGAUACCACUACUCUGCUGUAGUCCCCUGCCAGUGAUAUCGCUACUCUGCUGUAGUCCCCUGCCAGUGAUAUCGCUACUCUGCUGUAGUCCCCUGCCAGUGAUAUCACUACUCUGCUGUAGUCCCCUGCCAGUGAUAUCAAUACUCUGCUGUAGUCCCCUGCCAGUGAUAUCACUACUCUGCUGUAGUCCCCUGCCAACGAUACCACUACUCUGCUGUAGUCCCCUGCCAACGAUAUCACUACUCUGCUGUAGUCCCCUGCCAACGAUAUCACUACUCUGCUGUAGUCCCCUGCCAACGAUAUCACUACUCUGCUGUAGUCCCCUGCCAACGAUAUCACUACUCUGCUGUAGUCCCCUGCCAACGAUAUCACUACUCUGCUGUAGUUCCCUGCCAGUGAUAUCGCUACUCUGCUGUAGUCCCCUACCAACGAUAUCGCUACUCUGCUGUAGUCCCCUGCCAGUGAUAUCGCUACUCUGCUGUAGUCCCUUCCCCUGCCAACGAUAUCGCUACUCUGCUGUAGUCCCCUGCCAACGAUAUCACUAUGCUGUAGUCCCCUGCCAACGAUAUCACUACUCUGCUGUAGUCCCCUGCCAGUGAUAUCACUACUCUGCUGUAGUCCCUUCCCCUGCCAACGAUAUCACUACUCUGCUGUAGUCCCUUCCCUGCCAACGAUAUCACUACUCUGCUGUAGUCCCCUGCCAACGAUAUCACUACUCUGCUGUAGUCCCCUGCCAACGAUAUCGCUACUCUGCUGUAGUCCCCUGCCAACGAUAUCGCUACUCUGCUGUAGUCCCCUGCCAGUGAUAUCACUACUCUGCUGUAGUCCCCUGACAGUGAUAUCGCUACUCUGCUGUAGUCCCCUGCCAACGAUAUCGCUACUCUGCUGUAGUCCCUUCCCCUGCCAACGAUAUCACUACUCUGCUGUAGUCCCUUCCCCUGCCAACGAUAUCACUACUCUGCUGUAGUCCCCUGCCAACGAUAUCACUACUCUGCUGUAGUUCCCUGCCAGUGAUAUCACUACUCUGCUGUAGUCCCCUGCCAGUGAUAUCACUACUCUGCUGUAGUCCCCUGCCAACGAUAUCACUACUCUGCUGUAGUCCCCUGCCAGUGAUAUCGCUACUCUGCUGUAGUCCCCUGCCAGUGAUAUCACUACUCUGCUGUAGUCCCCUGCCAACGAUAUCACUACUCUGCUGUAGUCCCCUGCCAGUGAUAUCACUACUCUGCUGUAGUCCCCUGCCAGUGAUAUCACUACUCUGCUGUAGUCCCCUGACAGUGAUAUCACUACUCUGCUGUAGUCCCCUGACAGUGAUAUCACUACUCUGCUGUAGUCCCCUGCCAGUGAUAUCAAUACUCUGCUGUAGUCCCCUGCCAGUGAUAUCACUACUCUGCUGUAGUCCCCUGCCAGUGAUAUCAAUACUCUGCUGUAGUCCCCUGACAGUGAUAUCACUACUCUGCUGUAGUCUCCUGACAGUGAUAUCAGUAGUUAAUCUUUCCUCUUGGAUGGGCUUCUGGGCAUGGUCACUUGAUGUCAAUCAACCUGGACUAGCAACAAGACAUGGUUGAGGAUGAGGGGGCAGUGGGGUAGGGGCAGGUUAUGACAAAUUUGUUAGCAGUAUAUUUUGGAUAAAAGGUGUGUGUGCGUGAGUUUGAGACAACCUGCUACCACGGAGGACGUUGAUGAUCAUUGAGGAUGUUUCUGUUGUGUUUUUUGUUCUGCUGUCGUUUUGAUUGGCUCUGCAUCUCCCCUCAGCAUCGCUGUGAUUGGCUGUCGCUAAACUCUCUGCAUGUCUGUCUGUUUGGUGUGUCGUUCUCUCUCCAAUUGAUCAGCUUGCCAAAUCGAUUUGUGUGUUUUUGCUGUUUUACCAUUGAAAGCUGGAAGGGACAAUGGCACAAAACGAGAUCACAGUCCAUCACUAUCAUUUUCCUACAUUUUGAAUGAACAUUAAAAGAAAGAAAAAAACAUUUAGCCAUAAAUGCCUCUCGUUUUUGAGACUAUACUGGAACUAGGAAUUCUGGGUAAUGUAGUCAAUGCUAAUGUUUUUUCCAGGCUGAAUGUCUCACUCUCCAUUGCAUGACUUGCAGUGUGUAUAGUCCAGGGAAGGGUUCAGAAAGUUGUUUGCAUGGUCUGGUGCAGUGUGGCGUCAUGUUGCUUUGUCCUUCUCUUCUCUUAUCUUUUCUUGGUGACAUUUCCGAUCCUGAGAAGAAGAAAAGAUUUGAGAUAUGGCCAAAUAUUUUUAUUGUAAAAAAAAAUAAAAAAGAGAAAAUAAUAUCUGUAAUACCACUAACCAGGUGGAAUGUUGAAA